Dichotomopilus funicola is the source of this 1113-nucleotide messenger RNA. RefSeq lists its product as uncharacterized. Lineage: Eukaryota; Fungi; Ascomycota; Sordariomycetes; Sordariales; Chaetomiaceae. Bases 1 to 1113 code for a protein of 370 amino acids. The transcript has 3 exons. The record is from RefSeq and is a predicted model, not a curated record. Gene Ontology annotation, cellular component: nucleus. Gene Ontology annotation, molecular function: ubiquitin protein ligase activity.
AUGGCGCACAGCAAAAGAAACACCUCCCGCCCCAUCUUCACCUCCCACGAGCGCGCCAUGGCCCGCGCAGCCUGGGGUACCUCCACGGCCCGCCUAACUCGCGACUCCUUCCUGCCCUUCGCCUCCUGCUGGCUCUGUCUCGAGCCCGCCGUCGACCCAGUCGCAUGUGCCACGCGCGGCGACUUGUUCUGUCGCGAAUGCGCGCUCAGUAAUAUUCUGGCGCAAAAAAAGGAGAUUAAGCGGGCUGACCGGGCGCGUGAGGCCGAGGCGAGAGAGGCGAGGGAGGAUGGGGAGAGAAGGGAUGCGGAGGCGCGGGAACGGGCGGUGAGGGAGUUUGAGUUGACGCAGGCUGGGUUGAGUAUUAACAGGGGGGGUCCUGAUACGGGGAGAAGGGAGAAAGAGAGGACGGAACCGGGGCGGGAUGAUAGUAAUAGGGAACGAAGUGGGAGUGGGAAUGGAAGCGGGAAUGGGGAUGGCACGGUGGAGGAUACGCCGAAAAUAGGAGACAAGCGGAAGUUCUCGCUGGAUCCGGAUGAGGUCGCGCGCAUUGCGGAAGAGGAGCGGUCCAAAGCGCGCCGAGCCAUUGACGACGAGAAGUCCUCCAAACCCACGCUCCCCUCCUUCUGGGCACCAACCGUCACGCCCUCCUCUAACACCAGCAACACCCUCCACGAAGUCAAGAAAAAGAUCAAGACCCAGCCUGUGUGUCCCGCCUCGGCCGAAGACAGCCCGCACCACUACUCUCUGCACACCCUGAUCACGGUCAACUUUUCCGAGGAGCAGCAGCCCGAUUCCUCCUCUACCACCAAGAAGCCCCAGAGGAUAUGUCCCGCCUGUCAAAAGGGCCUGACCAAUUCGUCGCGGGCAACACUAGCCAAGCCGUGUGGACAUGUGCUGUGCAAGAGCUGCGUGGAUCAAUUCAUGAGGUCGUCGGCGGGGGGCGAGACAAUACGUUGUUAUGUUUGUGAGGCGGAUUUAACGGCAAACGCAAAAGAGUCGGGGAAGAAGGACAAAGUCCAGCCGGGUUUGGUGGAACUGCGGCGCGAAGGCACGGGGUUCUCGGCGGGGGGGAGUAAUCAGGUCAAGAAGGAUGCCGUGAUGUUCCGGUGCUGA